UAGAAAAUUUUCUCGAUUCGAAACACAAGUUAAGGAAUUACGAUGGAUAAACUUACGUGUUACUCGCAUUAGUAAGCAGAAUUUACUUUUCCUAGUAACUAACUCAACGGACACUCAACAGUAUGUCAACGACAGUACAAUCUCUAUCAUUAUCAAAACUACAAUACAAAACCAAAAAUGUGACCCAGAAUCAAGCGUUCAAUCAUACGAUCCUAGUCAAACAUACGAUCAAAGUCAUUAUGAUCCUUCUUUAUAUAGUCAAGAUCCUUCGGCACAUUAUCAAUAUACCCAACAGGGCAAUCCGGGAGAUCCUCAAAAUGAUGGCUCAAGUUUUUAG
Molecule: messenger RNA, 337 nt
Organism: Funneliformis mosseae
Lineage: Eukaryota; Fungi; Glomeromycota; Glomeromycetes; Glomerales; Glomeraceae
Source: the annotation of a GenBank genome assembly